This is a messenger RNA of Monodelphis domestica (gray short-tailed opossum), 1560 nucleotides long. It is a transcript of the gene TSPAN10, whose product is annotated as tetraspanin 10. The record is from RefSeq and is a predicted model, not a curated record. Lineage: Eukaryota; Metazoa; Chordata; Mammalia; Didelphimorphia; Didelphidae. Gene Ontology annotation, cellular component: plasma membrane.
AUGGGUAUGCUCGUAGACAGUAAGGAAGCAGCUAGCAGACAGGGAGUGAUUGAAAUUAAUGAGAAAGAAGCUGGUUGGGAUGAGCCACCAUCCUUGUCUUGCAACCAUUCUGAGAGAGUCCUGGAAUCAGUUCCAAAGAAGAAUCCUGCAGGUCCCUCUGGCUGGGGCUGCCUCCCUCCAGGGGCCAAGUGGAAAUCCACCCUGGAUCGACAAGGAGGUCUCCCUCUUUCGCUUAAUUUUUGGAGCAGCUGUAUCAAAUAUUUAAUCUUUCUCCUCAACUUCCUUUUCUCUCUUCUUGGUUUACUGACGUUAGUAAUUGGACUGUGGGGGCUGGAAGACAAGAAGUCACUGGGGAGUGAGCAGCUGCCACACCUGGGGACUGACCCAAUGCUGCUGUUUGUGGUGGUGGGGCUGGCAGUCAGCGCUGUAUUCCUGGCAGGCUGUGUGGGUGCCCUCUGUGAGAACAUCUGCCUUCUUUGGUUCUUUGCUGGGGGAAUCUUCACUUUCUUAAUCCUAGAGACAUUGGUGGGAAUCCUAGUAUAUGCUUUAUGGGAUCAGUUCCAGGAUGUAUUGGACAGCGCCAUGCUCCUGGCCAUUAGUAGAUACCAAGAUGACUCAGACCUGCGUUUUCUCUUGAAUGAAAUCCAGUUGGGCCUGCAGUGCUGUGGUGUAGUGUCCUAUCAGGACUGGAAAUCAAAUUUAUACUUUAACUGCAGUUCCCCAGGUGUCCAGGCCUGUGGUCUUCCUGCCUCUUGCUGUAUCAACCCCUGGGAAAAUGGAACCAUCAUCAACUCUCAGUGUGGCUUUGGUGCCCUUCGCUUGGAUGAAGCUACAGCUCAAAACAUGGUUCACUUUGGGGGAUGCAGCCCCAGACUAAGGCAGUGGAUGGACCAGAACAGUUGGGCCAUCAGGGACUAUACUUUAGUUACAAUAGUAAUAGAAGGAUUGGAAUUUUUGUUAGUCACCAAGCUAGUGAGGGACAUUAAAGCCAGGAAAAUAAGUGACUGAGAAUAGCAGGAGGGCUGACUAGUCCUCAGGGUCGUCCCUGUUAGCCCUGGUCUGCUUUGGAGUGAGUCCCAAAGUAACAGGUGCCUCCAGAGGGCAUGGACAGUCAGAAUUAGGGAUCAAUGUUGGGUGAUUGAUGCCUACUACAGAACUAUUAUAAUUCCUCUUACUUUCCUCUCCCAGACCAGGUCUUUAAAAUGGAAGUUGCCGAAGUCAAUUCUUUUUUUUUCCAUUAUUAUAACAAACAUGAAUAUUUCAAUAUACUAAGAAAAAGGGGAUCAUAUAUGAAAUUGUGAGUUUCUAUUAUGUAGUUUGUUUGUUUUUUUAAUGUAUAAUAAAUUUAACACAACAGUAAGAAAACUUCCCUGCUUUUUUGUGUUCCCUCUGGAACAUCCUUAUGUUCUCUUCUAUAUUUUUUAAUGAUCCAUUUAUAUUUUCUUUUCUUUUUGUUUUCUACACCAUUGUUAUACACCUGCCCCAAGAUCACUUGUAGCAAAGAAGUGAUGAUAAUAAUAGCUAGCAUUUGUGUCCAUUUUUGAAGGGAUGAUAUCUUGA